Porites lobata is the source of this 1465-nucleotide messenger RNA. The record is from the annotation of a GenBank genome assembly. NCBI's taxonomy places the organism in Eukaryota, Metazoa, Cnidaria, Anthozoa, Scleractinia, Poritidae.
AUGUUCCGGCUGGCUAUGGAGUUUGAUGAAACUAAUGUGGAUGAUGAAAAGGAGGCUCGGGUGUUCUUGGAGAAAUACAUAGAUGAUGUGGCUUCAAGAGGUAUGUUAUCUUAUAAUCUGUCCUUAGAUCAUUUUUUAUAUGCCUGUGCCACACAAUGCAUGUCCCUCUGCUACACAAGUAACUAUUUCUUUAAAUAAAUUAUACCAUAUUCCAUAGUCUUUGAACAUUAUUGCAGAUAGCUGCUGCAUUCUUCGUUUAAAUUGAAGCCCUUUGCAGCUUACAAUUAUCUUACUUCAAUAAAAUUAAUGAUAACAUUGAUUCUGGUAAUUGAUACUUUGUCAGCUAGCAGCAAUACCAGUAUUACAAGUAACUUUUUCUUCGACCAAAACUUUGACCUAUCGCAUAUGGGCAUUUUUUUUUAUCCUAAGACGAGCUUCACAAAGGUGUGUCAGAAACCUACAGUGGUAGCAACAUGCAAUUACUGAAAACCAUUAAAAUAUAAUAAGAAAUAGUAGAUCUUCCAGUAAUACAAGGCUCAAAGAAUGAGAAUGUUUCUUUAAGAAUUUAUAAUUAAUUUAACAUGUUUUAGAGAGUAGAAUAAGACUGUGUACCCACAGCUCAAUGUAUGACUUGUGUUAUUCUUUGUAUGGUUUUAUUUCCUCAGAAGAAGAUUCAGAACAAGAAACCCUCAAGGACCUGUUACAGUUCUGGACUGGUUAUCCACAGUUGCCUCGUGACACCUUAUGUAAACUGUGGGUGAAGUACUGUCCUCAGCAACCUUCCAAGGUCUUGGCUGAAGCAGACACCUGUACACUCACCUUACGGAUUCCUACCACUCAUCAACAGUAUGAGGAUUUCAAAAGGUUCAUGGACUGUAGUAUUGCUCAUGGAAAGGUUGGCUUUGGAAGAAUGUGACAGAAAUGUUCAUGCUUAGUACUAAAUUCACUGGUAAUAAUAACUUGGAGUAUGAAAUUUAUUUGGAGCAGGAUGCAGUGCCAUAACAUAAACAGUUCUGCAUAUACAUGUAGUUGUAAUAUUUUACUUGUGUACAUGUUCAUGUAGAAGAUACAUGUAUGUGUCAGACAAUAUCAUUUUGACUCAAUUUUUUGUAAUUCUUGUGGGUGAGUUUGUGGGCUAUUUGUUGCAAAGGUUGAUCCUAUCCCUGCUCCACACUAACAGCACUCACAUCAGCUGAAGAACUACAUGUACAUGUAACCAACUAUUCAUUAUCUUGUAGAAAAUAAAUUUAUUAAGCAGUCUGCCAAAGUUCAAAUACAAAUAAUUUACAUCACUUUAUCAGGAUAGUUUAAAAAAGCACUUGCAUUCGUAAAGUUUUAUCCAAACCUUUCAAUCAUGCUUGGUCAUUUUAUACAUGUUGGUACAGUAUGUACUGUAAGUCUCUUAGUGUUUUCAAGUUGAAAUUAGCAGCCAUUAUUAAUUUUUAGUCUAGAAAAUAUCACUGAC